GGAGUGCGCAUGCGUGCCAGCCCGCUCCUGCAGCAUUGUGGGUACCAGUGAAUGCUAAAAUGGCGGAUCUGGCGAAUGAAGAAAAACCAGCCAUUGCUGCACCAGUUUUUGUAUUCCAAAAGAACGAAAAAGGGCAGAAGGAGGGACUUGAACCAAUGACCUCACCUACACUACCAUCAAGCAAGAGACCAGUGGACGCUUCCAGUCCUGAAGAAGGUGAAGAUUCUGACCGAGAUGAUGGAAAUUACUCUCCUCCAGUUAAACGUGAAAGAUCGUCGUCUUUCACACAGGUGUUCCCACCUUCACAGCCAGUUCCAAAGAAUAAUGUGUUUAUGCCAUCAAGUUUCUGCCAAGCAGCAGCUAGCAACUCUGACUCCGAACCAGACGAAAAGAACGUUGGCUUUCGACUGAAACCUCCGACCCUGAUUCAUGGCCAGGCUCCCAGUGCUGGUCUUCCUAGUCAGACGUCUAAGGAGCAGCAGCGGAGCGUUCUACGUCCGGCCGUCCUGCAGGCACCAGAGCCGAAGCCCAAUACACAAAACGUUACCAGCAGUGGCACCAAUGGUGUGAGCAAACAAACUGAAGAAGGAACCACGGCCUCUCCUAGAGCCCUGAAUAGCUUGUCGGAUACAGAGACUCCAUCAAUCAACCUAUCCCCAGCCACCAGCACUCAUGUGGAGAACACAAAAAAAGCAGUCUCGUCAGAACCCAAAUGUGGUUCUGAAAUUCUGGAGAAGAGCAAGAAUGAGGACCAGCCAGCGGCACAGGCCAACUUUGUGUUUGGGGAGAAUCUUCGUGAUCGAGUGAAGUUUAUGGAGGCCAAUAAUGUUUCAAGUGAUGUGAAGGGAGGGUCUACAGAUGGAGAAAUAUCACCAGCAACCAACUACUUCCUCCAGUAUAUCAAGCAAAGUGCCACAGGCCCACCCUCCACAGAGAAUGCUGAGAGCAAUGAGGGAAGCCCCACGUUUGUCUUUGGGCAGAACAUGAGUGAGAGGGUACUGAGUCCGCCACGCUCAAGUGACUUGAGCAGUGAAGGGAGCAAAGACCAAGUAUUUGGAGAAAGUGUGGCUGUUGCAGCUGGAUCAGUGACUGAGCCCUCAUCACAGGAAGCUACUCCUGAGAAAGCAGUAAACAGCGUGACUGAAUCACUGGAGGAAUCUGCAGCUGCUUAUACUAAAGCAACGGCUAAGAAAUGCUUGUUAGAAAAGGUGGAAGUUAUCACUGGGGAGGAGGCGGAGAGUAACGUACUGCAGAUGCAAUGCAAGCUUUUUGUGUUUGACAAGACCUCACAGUCCUGGGUAGAGAGAGGACGAGGUCUCCUUAGACUCAAUGACAUGGCGUCUACUGAGGAUGGGACGUUGCAGUCCAGGCUAGUGAUGCGGACCCAGGGCAGCCUGCGCCUGAUCCUCAACACUAAGCUGUGGGCCCAGAUGCAGAUUGACAAAGCCAGUGAGAAGAGCAUACGCAUCACAGCCAUGGAUGCUGAGGACCAGGGGGUCAAAGUCUUCCUCAUCUCGGCCAGCUCCAAGGACGCGGGGCAACUGUACUCAGCACUACAUCACCGGAUUUUGGCAUUGCGGAGUCGUUCUGAACAGGAAUUGGAGCCACUGUGCACAGUCUCAGAAUCGGGAGCGACGCGAUUAAAUGAGGAGGACAGUGAUGAAGAUGAUGAUGAUGAUGGCGUUAUCGUCCCUGCGACAUCGAGUGGUCAAUGUGACACAGAUGACAAACAGACGACAGGAAGCACAUAGCGACAUCUGAACCCAACCGCUUGCAAGGCUUCUGCUCCAGGUCUUGCAGCACUUGUGUGGAUCCCCCAGACCAGUGUUUGUCUCAGCCAGUGUUGCAGGAGGACUCCAGACUGGACCCAGCACAACUAUCUAGCAGUGUGUGCCUUCGUAGCCUAGUGUUCUGUCUGGAUGAGGCGCUUUCACACCAGUAGACUGAGACACUGUUGGUUUUCAGUUGAGGAGACAGAGGCUCAUCAUAUUGAUGAGUGAAACUUGUUCUCUUUGUUUCUGGAUGGUUCAGCAAGACAUUUCUCACAGUUUUCCAAUGGGACCGGUCUGUUCUUCACAGCCAGUGUGCACAAAGCUCUGGGUUGGGGAUCUCACUUGUUGCCAGUAUCUCUCACCUUUCUGUUCUGGUGGAUAAUGACGUAGAGGGCAGAGGUUUUGCAGUUUAGAAGACGUGAAUUCAACAGGAUGAUAUCUCAAAGCAGCGGUAAUGACAGGCUUCACCUCAGUGGACUUUGGCAAUGGGUCCGUGUUUCAUUUUCCCAAUGGUAUUACUGCAAUUUGUAUUGUGCUUUUUUUUAAAGAAGAACGGUUCUUGUGAAGAGUUGAGCGUGUGUGUGUGUGUUCACACAGUCCCGCAGCUCGUUUUUUUUUGUACACAAUAUUGUUGUUCUUAAAAAACCCAGGUAUCUUGUUUGGUUAAUUUGAGAAAAAGAAACCAGGGAGAUGCUGGGGAGAUGUCUGAGCUGUAAAGUGUGCUUUCCCUUUUAACUGUGUACUUGCUUUGGCAGCAAGCCUUGGAAGCGGAAAUCUAAUAAUUAAAUUUUAGCACAGAA
Molecule: messenger RNA, 2572 nt
Organism: Callorhinchus milii (elephant shark)
Lineage: Eukaryota; Metazoa; Chordata; Chondrichthyes; Chimaeriformes; Callorhinchidae
Gene: ranbp3b
Product: RAN binding protein 3b
Exons: 18
Coding region: 60-1751 (563 amino acids)
Biological process (GO): protein export from nucleus
Cellular component (GO): nuclear pore; cytoplasm
Molecular function (GO): GTPase activator activity
Source: RefSeq, a predicted model, not a curated record